AUGCUGGCCAACAUAGUUUUGAAUUCUGAAAGUCUUAUGUUAUUUGUACAUAAUUCAUGUCCCAUCUUUUCGAUGUUGGACACUAUUUCAGAAGGAGACCGCAAAAUUAGUGGGUCCGAGCCACAGUCUCCACAAAUGGCUAUGGAGCAUGCUCAACCUCGUCAUCGCAAAGACGAUGAGCAGUUUGCUUGGCCAUGGAAGGGUGUUCUUGUUAACGUGCCUACCGAAUGGAAGAACGGGCGCCGUGUCGGAGAACAAGGAAACCACUUGAGGGAUCAGCUGUCGCAAUUUUGCGCACGAAAGGUUAUUCCUUUGUGGGACAAACGCAACGGCCAUACCAGGAGUGUCAUUGUGGAGUUCACAAAAGACUGGAUUGGUUUCAAAAAUGCAAUGGACUUUGAAUAUCACUUUGAGGCACAAGGAUGUGGCAAAAGGCACGGGAAGGGGCAGCAGUACCAUGGGCCAGAGAUGUUUGGCUGGAUUGCAAGAGCAGAUGAUUACAGAUCGUACACUCCUAUUGGUUACUGGUUGCGUAACUACACUGAUCUAAAAACCAUUGCUGAUCUUAAGAAUGAAGAAGAGCGUAAAACUGGCAAACUUGAAGAAAGUCUAGACAAACGGGUUGAGGCAAUGGACAGGGAUGUGCAAGAGCUUGAACACGAGAUCAAUCGAACGACUCAGUUGAUUGGUAAGGCCGAUGAGGAUUUGAAGAAGCUCCUCCAGUCUCAAACUGAAGAAAUUCACCAAAUACAGUUACAAGAACUAGCUGCGCUAGAGAAGGAAGAGAAUGCUAUGAUGGAGCAAGUGAGGGCCACUGAAAUUUUGCUGAAGCUUGAGGAAGAGCAUCAGAGGGAGACAAAAUUCACUCUAAAUAAGGAUCUUGAGUUACGAAAGCUAAUGCUUGACAAGCAGGCUCUCGAGAUAGACCUCAAACAGCUAGAGGGUGAAUUGGAAGUAAUGGAGAUUAUGCCAGGUGAGGAAAUUUCGAAGAAGAAGAGAAUAAAUGAACUUCGUGAGACUCUAAAAGAGAAGUAUGAGAGUAAGGAAGAUAUGGAAUCACUUCAGAAGAUCCUUAUUGCCAAGCAAACAGCACACACCAAUGAGUUGCGACCUGCUAGGAAGAAGCUAAUAGAUGGCUUCCUGGAUCUUACAAAGGGUCGAGGAAAUAUAGGCAUCAAAAGAAUAGGAAAACUUGAUGAAAAUGCGUUUUUAAAUGCUGGCAAAAAACAGUUACCAGAAGACGAUGCAGAAUUUGCAGCUACCAUUCUUUAUUCAGAGUGGGAGGCUCAGAUUGAAAAUUGGGCUGCCACGGUUCAUGGAAAAAACACGGAAAUGAUCUCCAAGGACAAUGAGAAGCUCCGGGAACUAAAAGAAAAGCAUGGCGAAGAAAUCUACACUUUGGUAACAAAGGCGCUGGAUGAAAUCAACGAGUACAAGCCUUUUGCCGAAGACCAAGGUGGAGAAAUCUAUGGUGUACCUGAGUUGUGGAACUACAAGGCGGACCGGCGAGCAACCAUAAAAGAAGGCAUCCAGUACGCCCUGGAUAAGUGGAAGACGAAUAAGAGGAAGCGCUGAGGUCCGAAUCUAGCUUAGUAUUCUUCAUAUGUUUCGCUGAACUAGUAUCGGUGUAAUUUUGCCUGAAUCAUCAGAUAGUUUAUCGGCUGUGGAGGGGUUCUCUGUCCAUUGAUAUUCUCUAACUCCUUGAUCUUUUUUUUGUGGGAUCUCUAACUCCUUGAUCUUUCCGAUGGUAUAUAUUGAGCAAUAUUUUUAUGUUCGUCA
Molecule: messenger RNA, 1779 nt
Organism: Aegilops tauschii subsp. strangulata
Lineage: Eukaryota; Viridiplantae; Streptophyta; Magnoliopsida; Poales; Poaceae
Product: factor of DNA methylation 4-like
Biological process (GO): gene silencing by siRNA-directed DNA methylation
Source: RefSeq, a predicted model, not a curated record